Molecule: messenger RNA, 3947 nt
Organism: Neocloeon triangulifer
Lineage: Eukaryota; Metazoa; Arthropoda; Insecta; Ephemeroptera; Baetidae
Gene: Pld
Product: phospholipase D2
Exons: 22
Coding region: 126-3506 (1126 amino acids)
Biological process (GO): phosphatidic acid biosynthetic process; cell motility
Molecular function (GO): phosphatidylinositol binding; D-type glycerophospholipase activity
Source: RefSeq, a predicted model, not a curated record
UAUCAGCUUCUAUAUGUCAUGUCAGGCGAACUGACACGAGUCUCUUUAUUAAUUUCACAUUUCGAGCUUUUUACCCACUCCAAUUUUGACUUGUUCAUUCGAAAAAACCAGUCGUCAAUAAAAUUAUGCUAUUGUGGCAGAAGGCGACCAGGUCGCAGCAAAACCUGACCGCUUCGAUGGCGUCGGUGGCUGAAGAGGAAAGUCCCGGCUGCAGCCACAGCUCCUCACCUGGGCAUUUGGUCCACGCCGAGGAGGAGCCGCGUCACUGUCCGAUGGCCAGCUCAGACGAAGAGGAUCUCGAAAGCCCUGUUGAAGACGACAAGAACGACGAGUAUGAUGCGGAGAACCAAUGCGAGAGAUGCAUUCCAUUCAGCAGUAUUUAUUUAGAGCCAGUGAAAAUCAAGGCGCCAGCAGAAAAAGUCUUCAUACCUGGCAAGGAGAUCAAAGUCAGAGUGGUCGAUUGCGAACGCAACGCAACCACUAGAUGGCAAAACCCAAACGUCUACACUAUCGAGUUGCAACAUGCCGAGUUCACAUGGACCAUCAGAAAGCGCUACAAACACUUUUACCAUCUGCACCAGCAGCUACGCAUUUUCAGGGCUGGUCUCACAAUUCCCUUUCCAACCCGGACACAUCGGGAAAGAAGGGCCAGUUUUAAAGAGGACGCUGGUCCUCGUCAUGGUAUUUUUCGGCUUCGGCGUGUCAGACCUUUGCCCAGGCUUCCUUCAAUGCCCGAUGCUGAGGUCAAACCUGAACAAAUGGCCCAAAGAAUGAAGGAGUUGGAGACAUACCUUGUAGGGCUGCUGAGAAUCAAAGUUUUCAGGAACCACGGAGAAACUAUGAAUUUUUUGGAAGUCAGCCCUUUAUCAUUUGUCGAUCAAAUGGGCUCUAAAGGCAAAGAAGGUCAUGUGAAGAAAAGGACCGGAAGUGCCCAAACAUCCGGCUGUGAUAUUCUAGGCAUUUUCAACCAAAAGUGCUGCCUAAGCUGUGGGAUGUUCUGCAGCAAACAGUUUGGUCGGUGGGGUCGCCGAUGGCUAUUUGUUAAAGACACAUUUGUUGGCUAUGUCGAUAUUAAAACUGGUGUUAUCAAAAGUGUGAUGCUGAUGGACCGACGCUUUGAUGCUGUCCAGUCCAGUGUUCCUCAGUAUCUGAAAAUCAGCAACAUGUCUAGAUCAAUCACCAUUGAUUGCCUAACUGAGAGGAAGUGCAAAGAGUGGGCAGAGUUUCUGAAAGGAAAAGUAGAGAAGACAGCGAUCGAUUUCACCAAGCCAAACCGCUACACGUCUUUUGCCCCAAUCAGAAGAUCAACAGAGGCGGCAUGGUUUGUGGACGGCGCUGGUUACAUGGCCGCAGCUGCCAAGGCCAUUGAGGCGGCCACCGAGGAAAUCAUGAUCGCCGACUGGUGGCUCAGCCCUGAAAUUUACCUCAAACGCCCUGCCAACACAGACCACACCUAUCGCCUGGACAAAAUGCUUGAGAGAAAAGCUGCUCAAGGUGUAAAAAUCUUCAUCAUGCUGUUCCAAGAAGUGAAGCAGGCUUUAUCUCUGAACAGUAAAUAUACAAAGCAAGUGCUCAUGUCCCGACACGAAAACAUCAAGGUCCUGCGCCACCCAACUCAUGCUAGAACAGGCAUUUUCCUAUGGGCCCAUCACGAGAAAAUCAUUGUCAUCGACCAGAAUUAUGCAUUUUUAGGUGGGUUGGAUUUGUGCUAUGGACGAUGGGACGACCACAAGCACAGACUGACUGACCUUGGACGUCCAGUAAAUGAAACUGACGGCUCAAACGGAACACACUUCCUACCGCACGCUCCGAAGUUGACUUCCAGCAAUCCUAGAGGCAAUAAAGUAACUUCCGUCUGGCAGCUUGCAAGCUCAACAAACCAGCUAAUCCGAUCCAUGUUCGAUCUCCGUGCCGAGGCCUCGCAAAACAAUGUGAACAAGAGUGUAGAAGUGGACGAAAGUAAAGAAGGCGAACCUGCUCAUCCGCAUAUGUUUGCCAUGGCUGUCCGAAUGAACAAAAUCAAGCGCCGCUUCCGCAGUUUUUACAAUAACAGUGUUACAGGGAAAGUCGAAAAGCGUGAGACUUUCAGAGAAACACUGCCCUCCAGUGGUGAAGAGUCUUCAGACGAAGAUGAAACUUUGGUGUUCGAAGAGACACUGGAUGACGCCGAAAUCGGUCAGGCAAAGUUGUGGCUGGGCAAAGACUACAGCAACUGCAUAGUCAAGGACUUUGUAGAUCUUGAGUCACCUUUUUCGGAUUCCAUAAAUCGAGAGCAAACGCCAAGAAUGCCAUGGCACGACAUUGGGGUGAUGGUGCAAGGCUUAGCUGCCAGAGAUGUUGCUAGGCACUUCAUUCAACGAUGGAAUGCUAUUAAGUUGGAAAAGGCAAAGAACAAAUCCGAGUAUCCAAACCUGCUGCCAAAGGCUAAUGAACUUAACGCCAAUGUCUUGCCUCUCAUCAGCAAGAGGUUGCCCAGAGUGACCUGUCAGAUUGUAAGGAGUGUUAGCUAUUGGAGUGCCAGUUUUCUGAACGCAAACGCCAUCGAACAGAGCAUUCAUGAGGCGUACAUCGACGCCAUCAGGAAUGCCAGCCACUAUAUCUACAUCGAAAACCAAUUCUUCAUCACACAGGUCAAGCCUGAAGAAGGCAAAGUGGAGAACAAAAUCAACCAGGCCCUCUUUGACAGAAUAAUUGCUGCUCAUCAGAAAAAGGAGAACUUCAGGGUUAUUGUAGUCAUGCCCCUCUUGCCAGCCUUUGAAGGCGAAAUGGGAAAAGCCACCGGUGGAGCUCUGCACACCAUCACCAACUACAAUUAUGCCUCAAUCUCCAGAGGCAAAGGUUCUAUUAUAAAGAAUCUCCUUGACGCUGGAAUCCAAACCCCCGAGGACUACAUAUCCUUCUAUGGUCUCAGAACUUAUUCCACGCUCAAGGACGAAUUGGUGAGUGAACUGAUCUAUGUGCACUCAAAGCUGCUCAUCGCCGACGACCGACUAGUUAUUUGCGGUUCUGCAAACAUCAACGACAGGAGUCUGCUCGGCAAUCGUGACUCUGAGAUUGCCAUCGUCAUUGAGGAUGAAGAGAUGAACGACUCAACAAUGGAUGGACGGCCCUACCAGGCCGGCCGAUAUGCUGGUACCAUGAGGAGGCGCAUUUUCCGGGAACACCUCGGCCUUUUGGAAACAGCAGAAGGAGACUCGCUGGUGCGAGAUCCUGUCUCAGACGAAUUCUACCACGGCCGUUGGAGGAAAACCGCCUCCAUUAAUACAGACACAUUUGAAAAGGUUUUCAACUGUGUUCCGUCAGACCAGGUUAGAAAUUUCCAGCAGCUUACAGAAAUCCAAUCGAGCACCCCUCUCAGCCUCAGGGACAAAACUGGGGCUAUAACUUGCCUCAAUGAUAUCAAGGGACACCUGGUGAACAUGCCGCUUAACUUUCUUUGUGAAGAAAACCUGGCACAGGAAAUCAGUUUUGUUGAAGGAAUCAUGCCUUCGACCCUUUGGACCUAACAUAAGAAACAAGCCACAGCCGUGAAUCAAAUCAUCACAUUUUAAAACAAAAUAUUUCAGAAACAAUGCCAAUGUGCAGUACAAAUUUACAAGCACACUUUUCCAAGAAAAUGCAUUUUUAAACGACAGAACGGGUUGAAUAUUUCCUAAACACCGCACAAUAUUUUAUUACCAUUAUUAAUUAUUUUUGUUGCUUUUUCUUCCAUAGAAUGUAGAAAUAUUAUUGCAAUUAAAGAAGAUUAUGAAUGAUUAAAUUAACACCAAAAGUUGUGAUUACCCAGCCUCAUUUAAUAUCAAUUGAUUAUUGUUAUUCUUGUGAUUGCCUAUUGCUUCUACCAAAACUAUUUUUUCCUAUUAUACAUAAAUUCUUAUUUUAUAAUUUGGUUAUUUUUAUGUGAAUUUUAUGGUUAUAUUUUAUAGAAUAAAAAGACUUUGAUGUUC